Molecule: messenger RNA, 1455 nt
Organism: Dictyostelium discoideum AX4
Lineage: Eukaryota; Evosea; Eumycetozoa; Dictyosteliales; Dictyosteliaceae
Gene: midA
Product: DUF185 family protein
Exons: 2
Coding region: 1-1455 (484 amino acids)
Cellular component (GO): mitochondrion
Molecular function (GO): protein-arginine omega-N symmetric methyltransferase activity
Source: RefSeq, a predicted model, not a curated record
AUGUUUAGAUCAAUUACUCAAAGAGUAAUUAGAAAUAAUUGUUAUAAGCAAUCUACUAAAAGUAUUACAUCAUCAACAUCAUUUAUCAAUAACUCAUUAUCAUAUACAACCACCUCAAAUGAAAAUGAUAUAAAAGAUAAAAAUGAAGAACAUGAUCAUAGAGCAAAAGGAAAAGGAAGAGAACUUUUAUUAUCAUUUGAUAAAAGUGGUUUAGCACAAUUUCCAAAACAAGUUUUCAAAAAUAGAAAAUAUCCAAUUACAGAUUUUGAAAAAUAUUUACAAGAUAUUACAAAAGUUCGAGGACCAAUGUCAAUUGAUACAUUUAUUAAAGAAGUUUUAACAAAUCCAAAAUAUGGUUAUUAUAUGAAUAAAGAUGUUUUUGGUAAAGGUGGUGAUUUUAUAACAGCACCAGAGGUAUCACAAUUAUUUGGUGAAAUGAUUGGUAUUUGGUGUGUUGCAACCUGGGAAGCAAUGGGAAAACCAAAGAAAUUACAAAUAGUUGAAAUGGGUCCAGGUAGAGGCACACUAAUGAAAGAUAUAUUACGUAGUACAAAAGUAUUCAAAGAAUUUUAUGAUUCAAUCUCAGUUCACUUGGUUGAAGCAUCACCAGCUAAUAAAAAAACACAAAAGCAGAAUUUACUAUAUUUCAAAGACAAAGCAAUCAAUUUUGAUCAUAAAACCAUCGGUGAGACUCCAAAUGGUAUAAAAGUGACAUGGGUUGGAAAAUUGGAGGAAGUUCCAACCGACAUUCCAACAUUAUUUUUAGCACAAGAAUUUUUCGAUGCCUUACCAAUUCACGUAUUUAGAUUCUCAAGAGAGAAGAACGACUGGUGUGAGGUGCUAGUUGAUGAAGACAUCACUGAGCAUGGCGAGUAUUAUCUUAGAUUCGUUCAAUCAAAGGGUCCAACUUUGAUGACAACUGCCGUCAAACAUUUAUUACCAGAGUUUGGUUUGGAUGGAUACCAAGUUGAGUUGGGUUUAGCAGGUUUAGCAAUCUCUCAACAAAUAGCUAAUCGUAUAGACAAGAGUGGUGGUGCAGCUUUAAUCAUUGAUUAUGGCUAUGAUAAAAUCGUUAAAUCUUCAUUACAAGCUAUUAGAGACCACGAGUUUGUUGACAUUUUAGAUAAACCUGGUACUGCUGAUCUUUCAGUUUGGGUAGAUUUCCAAACUAUUCGUAAAACUGUUAAAUUGUUAAAAAAUAAAUCAACUGCAAUUGGUCCAGUAGAUCAAGGUAUCUUUUUAAAGGAAAUGGGUAUUGAACAUCGUUUAGCUCAAAUCGGUAGAAAAUUAGAUUCAAAUGAAAAGUUUGAAGAAUUGGUUAUGGGUUAUAAAAAAUUAGUUGAUCCAAAAGAAAUGGGUACAAAUUAUAAAGUAAUUACAAUUUGUGAUAAAAAUAUAACUCCAAUUGGUUUUUCAACUUCAAAAACUUAUGAUGAUGAAGAUUUAAUGAUUUAA